Molecule: messenger RNA, 1104 nt
Organism: Chaetomium fimeti
Lineage: Eukaryota; Fungi; Ascomycota; Sordariomycetes; Sordariales; Chaetomiaceae
Product: Endonuclease/exonuclease/phosphatase
Exons: 3
Coding region: 1-1104 (367 amino acids)
Biological process (GO): double-strand break repair
Cellular component (GO): cytoplasm; PML body
Molecular function (GO): single-stranded DNA binding; 5'-tyrosyl-DNA phosphodiesterase activity
Source: RefSeq, a predicted model, not a curated record
AUGUUCCCCACCAUCCAGAGCUGGAAGCGCGGCGAGCUGGCACCCCAGGAGUACCACACCUUCCGGGACGGGCUCUGGCACCCCGUCGAAGCGCGGGAAUCGACAAUACCGGCGGCGGGGGCCACAGCGCCGCGGUCGCUCCAGUUCGCCGUGCUGUCCUGGAACAUCGACUUCAUGCGGCCCGAGGACGACGCGCGGAUGGCCUCGGCGCUGAAGCACCUGCGCGGCCUCGUCGCCGGCAAGCCCGUCCCCAGCGUCAUCAUGCUCAACGAGAUGACCAAGUCCGACCUCAACCUCAUCAAGCAGGCCGCCUGGGUGCGCGAGGGCUACAACAUCACCGACGCCAACACCGACCACUGGGAGUCGGCCAGCUACGGAACGUGCAUGCUCCUCCCGCGGACCCUCCCCCUCACCACCAUCUCGCGGCUGCACUACCCCAACACGUCCAUGGCGCGCGACGGGCUGUUCGCCGACGUGGCGCUCCCAGGGGGGCGGGCGCUGCGCCUGUGCACGACUCACCUCGAGUCGCUGCGCGUAGACCCCCCGCGCCGGCCGGCCCAGCUCGCCGCCGCCGCCCUCCACCUGCGCCAGGCUCAUGCGGGUAUCCUGGGUGGGGAUCUGAAUGCUAUCCAGGAGUUUGAUGAGGGCUUGCCUGGGGAGUGCGGGUUGAGGGAUGCGUAUCUGGAGGGCGGUGGGAGGGAGGGGGAUGAGGAAGGGAUGACUUGGGGAUAUCAGUCUGGGUCAGGGCAGAGAGAACGGUAUGGACUGGGCAGGUUAGAUAAGAUUCUCUUUUGUGGCGGGGCGUUGAAGUUGCUGGCGUUUGAGAGGUUCGGGAUGGGCGUUUUGGUCGAGGACGAGGGGGCCGCAUCGCGGUUGGUGUACGGCGAUCUGGAAAAAGCCUGGGUUACGGACCAUUUGGGGGUGAGGGCCGAGUUUCGGGUGGAAGUGCCCGAGGAAAAAGAGGGUGCGGCAGAAGUGCAGGACGGGGAAACCCCGAUUGUCGAGGAAACACCAGCUCAGGUCAAGACUCGGGAAGAGGGCUCAGAAACGAAAGCGGAAAAGAGCCCAGACACGCAGGAGCCGGCCCCGUCGACCUCAAGUUAA